AUGAUAUUGUUUCAAGCAUGGUUACUUGCAUUGUACGGUCUCUAUAAAAGCAUUGCAUGUUUUGUGGAGUUGAUCGCAAAAGAAAUCAUGAGUAGCUUGCAAGUUUUUGUGGAUAAAAAAUUGCUGUUUGAUCCUACAGAGAUUGUUAUUGCCGGGUUUGAUGCAAAUGAGUUUUCGGAGUGGAAGAAUUUAAAAGGUGAUGGUUUGGUAAUCGAGAAUGCUUCCAUCCUGCAGAAGGUUGAGAUUGAUGGGAGGUACAUCGGUGAGAAGUUGCGAACCAUCUCGUUUAUGAAUUGUCCGAAUCUUGAAGAGAUCAAGUUCAUUCACCAUGAGCUGGUGGCCGUGACCAUCAAAGGGUGCCCACGGCUUCAUGAUGUGAAUUUUUACAACAAUCGGUUGAGCGAUCUUGAUGGGUUGUUAGGACAACUGGACCCGGAAAUUGUAGCAUCGAUCUGGUUGGUUGGCAAUCAGUUCAAAGCAAUUCUGGAGCCGUUUGUGAAGUUUACAGAGAUUGUUUAUCUGGGAGUUUCAGAGAAUCGGUUCUACGGUUCGUUGGAGCCGUUGCAAAAGCUGAGAAAGUUAAGUUAUUUCAUGUUUGAGAAGACCGAUAUCGAUUCGGGGUUGGAGUAUCUGGACAUAGAUCCUUGUGAUGUUUGUUGUGGUUAUGAUGAGGAUGAGAGGUACAAGGUUGUCACCAUCCAGCGUGCGCUUAACAAGUACGGGCAAUUCGAUAAUCAGGAGCUUAACAAGAAGGAAGAAAAGAAGCGGUUUAACCAUUCGAGAAAUCUAAUCAAGUGGCGUGAAGAACAUGUUAAAGCAGUUUAG
Dentiscutata erythropus is the source of this 825-nucleotide messenger RNA. The record is from the annotation of a GenBank genome assembly. NCBI's taxonomy places the organism in Eukaryota, Fungi, Glomeromycota, Glomeromycetes, Diversisporales, Gigasporaceae.